This is a messenger RNA of Soboliphyme baturini, 273 nucleotides long. Lineage: Eukaryota; Metazoa; Nematoda; Enoplea; Dioctophymatida; Soboliphymatidae. The record is from the annotation of a GenBank genome assembly.
AUGUCCAUCUCUCCCUUUGCGGUUGCCGUCGUAGCAAUAACUGGUACCCUUGCUCGUUUCUCACAGCCGCCGAGAGCCGACUUUGCCGAAGGUCGGCUCGCCGCACCUCGUAACCCUCCGACGAUUAUUGUCCCGACGUUGUCGCCGACUGAUUAUUCGUCGGGAUCUCCGCUUAUUUCGCUAACCCUCAUAUUCGAGGAUUGUUUCACUAUCCUCAGCCUGUGGAUACGUUCGGCGGCAUCUGAUCUUGCCAUUCGUCUGACAUUCGUCUGA